GCAUUGCAAAAUUUGUUUCUUUAAAUACCAGUAUUCUUUAUUUGAACAUGGGUCAAUUUGAUGGCAAAUCCGCUCCGAUAACGGGACUCGGGGAUAUUGAGAAACCCCAUAUACACCACGAUGAUGUUGCCGAAAAAAAGUUGGAAACAGGCUAUAUUGCAGACCAUACUGGGUCUCAUCACAAGAGCAAAGAGGAGCGCACUCUGGUGAUGAAAAUUGACCUGGUUAUCAUCCCAUUGUGCUCUCUGCUUUACCUUGUUGCCUAUCUUGAUCGCAACAGCAUUGGAAAUGCACGCACUUUGGGAAUGCAGAAGGAUUUGAAUCUUUCUACAAAACAAUGGGGAAACUGCCUUUCCUUGUUUUAUAUCGGGUACAUGAUCUUUAUGCUUCCGGGGAAUAUCCUCCUCCGCAAGCUCACUCCACACCGUCAACUUGGCGCCUGUGCCAUUGUAUUCGGAGCCUUUCUUCUUGGCAUGUCGGGUGCUGCCAAUUAUGCGACGGUUCUCACGCUCCGUAUUUUUAUUGGUGCGAGUCAAGCAUUCAUACAAGGAUUAAGUUUAUACUCAACUUUGUGGUACAAGAGAGAUGAAGUCGCUACAAGAGGCGCUAUCAUUUAUAUGGCAGCAAUUAUUGCCGGUUCAUUCAGUGGCUUUAUUGCUUAUGGCGUUGGUAAGAACUUGAGGGUUGACAACACAGGCAGACUCAGUUGGAGCUGGUUGUUCAUCAUCGAAGGCGCUAUGUGCAUGGCAGUUGGUGUAGCUACGUGGCUGAUUCUCCCUACGUUUCCUGACAAGCUGAACCGCAAGCACUGGCUGUUCACACCCGCUGAGAUUGAUCUUGCAAAAGAACGAAGUGCCUCAUACAAUACCCUCGGAUCUAAGAUCAAUGUGAAGCAAAUCAUUAUUACGCUCAUAGAGCCCAAGGCAUGGGCGUUUGCAACCAUCAAUGCUGGCGUGGCUCUUGGAAUCUCGUCAAUAAGUACCUUUUUGCCAACAUUCAUCCAAGCCUUCGGGUACUCUAGAGAGAGGACUCAAUUGUUCUCUGCCAUUCCAUAUGCCUGUGCCAUCGUCGCCAUUCCCCUUUGCAUUAUAUCUGAUCGAAUCAAUCACAAAGGCAGCUUUCUCAUUGGCACUCUUUCGGUAGCCUGCAUUGGCUAUAUUAUACUCUUGUGUAAUGUUUCUCAAGGAGCUAAUAUUGCAGGGGCUUGCCUCGCCACUACCGGACUCUAUCCGUCUAUCAUAAUCCUUUCGGCGUGGAUAACCAUUAACGCAGGCGGCUAUACAAAGCGGGCGACGAAUUGGGCAAUGGCUGAGAUAGUCGGUCAAUUGUUAUCGGUCCUAGGAGCAUAUAUUUAUGAUGUCCCACCGAGGUUCCUGAAGGGACACUCCAUUGUUUUGGCACUAUUGGCACUUGGAAUCGUCAAUUGCCUUUACUUGAUGUGGUGGAUGCGACGGGCGAACUUGCGCAGGGAAAUGGAGCUGAUAGAAUAUGAGAGAGAAGGAAGAGUUCAUCCGCACACGAAUAUGAGCUUGGAAGAAGUACAGGAUCUGCAUGUACGGUUCAGGUACAUCCUCUGAGUCGGGAUGCCGAGAAUAGUAUGGCUAACUAGGCGAAACACUGGGAAAGCAGGAAGAUUAUGAUAGUCC
Eremomyces bilateralis CBS 781.70 is the source of this 1646-nucleotide messenger RNA. RefSeq names its product MFS general substrate transporter. The transcript is spliced from 7 exons. Gene Ontology annotation, molecular function: transmembrane transporter activity. The record is from RefSeq and is a predicted model, not a curated record. Lineage: Eukaryota; Fungi; Ascomycota; Dothideomycetes; Eremomycetales; Eremomycetaceae. Gene Ontology annotation, biological process: transmembrane transport. The coding region runs from base 48 to 1577 and encodes 509 amino acids. Gene Ontology annotation, cellular component: membrane.